ACAUUACAUUGCGGCGGCCAUCAUCAUCGCGUGCACCUUGAACAUCCAACGCAUACCGCUGCUACAUCUCGAUACGGCUACUCUACUACUCUACUGCUACAAGCAUCGCGGCGCUCGCCCAAACCCCACCCAACUCCCCCUACUACCCCUUGUGGUGCCACCUACAGUACCGCUGCGCGCCGCGCCUCUCCCGCCCGCGUGCCCAAUUCCGGCCCAGUCCCUUUACCUGACAUUUCAAGUGUGCCGCUGGUGCUCACUCUCGCUGGCACGACGACUGUGCAACCACGACAACUCGAUCCACUCCUAUACACAUACAUCCUUCUCUCUACAUCUAAUCUCACUUGCAUAAACACACCCUCUCGCACAACCACCACCACCACUAUUCACCAUGGCUGAGGGAUCCAACUACGACUACCUUUUCAAGGUCGUGCUUAUCGGUGACUCGGGCGUCGGCAAGUCCCGUGCUAAACAAUUGCCCCCCACAGUUCUCUCUCGUUUCACCCGCAACGAGUUCAACCUCGAGUCCAAGUCGACGAUCGGCGUCGAGUUUGCCACCAGGAGCAUCAACGUCGACGGCAAGACGGUGAAGGCGCAGAUUUGGGACACUGCUGGACAGGAGCGCUACCGUGCCAUCACCUCGGCGUACUACCGCGGCGCGGUCGGCGCCCUUCUCGUCUACGACAUUGCCAAGCACUCGACGUAUGAGAAUGUGACCCGCUGGCUCAAGGAGCUCCGGGACCACGCCGACCAGAACAUUGUCAUCAUGCUCGUCGGAAACAAGAGCGAUCUUAAGCACCUCCGCGCCGUGUCGACCGACGAGGCCAAGGGCUUUGCCAGCGAACAACAGCUGUCGUUCAUCGAGACUUCGGCAUUGGACGCAUCCAACGUCGAGGCCGCUUUCCAGAACAUCCUCACUGACAUCUACCGCAUCGUCUCGUCCAAGUCGCUCGAGUCGGGAGGCGACGUUAUCAAGCCUACCGACGGCCAGACCAUCAUUGUCACGCCCACGGCCGACGACGGUGGUGCCAAGCAGGGCGGCAAGUGCUGUUAAUUCAGCGCGUGGCCUUUGCAUUUAGACCCGGUGUUAAUGGCAGAAGUGGAGGAGGCAUUGUGUGUGAGCGAGAGAGAGAGGGCGAGAGGACAGGCGACGAGGAGGCGUAGGCGACACUUUUCACGACCUGUAAUGGCGAAGACGAGUGGCCGUGGCGGCUCUGCUGCGGUCAUUGUCAUCUCUGUCGCUGUUGGGAUCCGGCACCACACUGGCUUGUGAGAUUCAUGUGCCCUUGAUAGAAGGGGCGUCCCGAUGUGGCUCUACAGCUGGCGAAUGUACUCUUUACAUGG
This is a messenger RNA of Vanrija pseudolonga, 1341 nucleotides long. It is a transcript of the gene ypt3, whose product is annotated as GTP-binding protein ypt3. Gene Ontology annotation, molecular function: GTPase activity; GTP binding. The record is from RefSeq and is a predicted model, not a curated record. The transcript is spliced from 5 exons. Gene Ontology annotation, cellular component: Golgi apparatus; recycling endosome. Gene Ontology annotation, biological process: exocytosis. Bases 389 to 1051 code for a protein of 220 amino acids. Lineage: Eukaryota; Fungi; Basidiomycota; Tremellomycetes; Trichosporonales; Trichosporonaceae.